Amphiprion ocellaris (clown anemonefish) is the source of this 6953-nucleotide messenger RNA. RefSeq names its product CDP-diacylglycerol synthase (phosphatidate cytidylyltransferase) 1 (gene cds1). NCBI's taxonomy places the organism in Eukaryota, Metazoa, Chordata, Actinopteri, Pomacentridae. Gene Ontology annotation, molecular function: phosphatidate cytidylyltransferase activity. The transcript has 13 exons. Gene Ontology annotation, cellular component: endoplasmic reticulum membrane. The coding region runs from base 249 to 1628 and encodes 459 amino acids. The record is from RefSeq and is a predicted model, not a curated record.
CAGCCUGACAGCAGCAGCAGGACUGCGGUCAUAAACAAACACACGCAGCGGAGCCGUUACCGUCUGCGGAUCCGCGGAGCAGCACCGGCUGACUUUCAGGGAGGCUGACCUUCUUCUCCCGGACCCGAGCUUGGAUGUCCACACCGGGCUGAGGCUCCAGGACUUUACCGGAACCGCUCCCAGGGUAUUUUCUGCCCCCUUCUCCACCGGACUCGGCUUAACGUCCCGGCGGCGGAACGAGACGCGACAUGACGGAGCUGAGGAAGCGAGGCGGCGGCGGCGGCGGCGGAGACCCGGACAGCACCGACAACAUCAGCGACAAGGAGGCCGAUGGCGACGACAGGCUCGGUCUAUCGGGCGACGCAGACCGAGAUUGUGACGGCGACCCCAAAGCAGACACUCCAGAUGUUCCCCUGUCCACAGCAGACACUGACAACACUCCACAAUGCCUGAACAAAGCUCUGGAGGGGCUGCCGCCAAGAUGGAAGAACUACUGGAUACGAGGAGUUUUGUCUUUAGCCAUGAUUUCUGGCUUCUUCCUCAUCAUCUAUAUGGGACCUGUCACUCUAAUAUUAGUGGUCAUGACUGUGCAGAUCAAGUGCUUCCAGGAAAUCAUCACCAUCGGCUACAGAGUUUACCAUUCCUAUGACCUGCCGUGGUUCAGGACACUAAGUUGGUACUUCCUGAUUUGUGUCAACUACUUCUUCUACGGUGAAACUGUGGCAGAUUACUUCGGAGCUCUGGUGCAGAGGGAGGAACCCCUGCAGUUCCUGGCUCGCUAUCACCGCUUCAUCUCCUUCGCCUUGUACCUGGCAGGUUUCUGCAUGUUUGUGCUGAGUUUAGUGAAGAAACAUUACCGCCUGCAGUUUUAUAUGUUUGCUUGGACCCAUGUGACCCUGUUGAUUGUGGUAACUCAGUCCCACCUUGUCAUUCAGAACCUGUUUGAAGGGAUGAUCUGGUUCAUUGUUCCCAUCUCCAUUGUGAUCUGCAACGACAUCAUGGCCUAUCUGUUUGGAUUCUUCUUUGGGAGGACUCCGCUCAUCAAGCUUUCACCCAAGAAGACCUGGGAGGGUUUCAUCGGCGGUUUCUUCUCCACUGUGGUCUUUGGCUUCAUUCUGGCCUACCUCCUGUCUCAGUUCCAGUACUUUGUGUGUCCAGUGGGGUUCAACAGCGAGACGAACGGGUUCACGGUCGAAUGUGAGCCGUCUGAUAUCUUCGUGAUGCAGGAAUACACUCUUCCUGCUGUGGUGCAAAACACACUGAGAUGGAAAACGGUGAACCUGUACCCGUUCCAGAUCCACAGCAUCUUCCUCUCGUCCUUCGCGUCUCUCAUCGGGCCGUUUGGAGGCUUCUUCGCCAGCGGCUUCAAGCGAGCUUUUAAAAUCAAAGACUUUGCCAGCACCAUCCCGGGUCACGGCGGCAUCAUGGACCGAUUCGACUGUCAGUACCUGAUGGCCACGUUCACACACGUCUACAUAGCCAGCUUCAUCAGAGGACCAAACCCCAGCAAAGUUCUGCAGCAGCUUCUGAUGCUUCAGCCUGAACAGCAGCUCAGCAUCUUCCACACUCUGCACUCCCACCUGAGAGACCGAGGGAUGCUGCCUCCCGCCGACACCCAGGCCAAGUGAGGCGCCGCCGGCUUCACGGGAUGACGGCGGCGACGACCGGAGAGUGUCGGAGGUGGUUUUGAAAGUUUGUGUAAGCAUGUACACACACACAUAGACACACACUGACGCACACACGCAGCUUGGCUGUACGCUGCGCGAUCCCAGGCCUCCGUCGGAGCAUCCAUCCUCAUCCUGUUGGCGCUUUAUUCAACUUCCAACCAGCUUCAAAAUCACCACUUUGGACCUGAGGGGGAAAAAAAAGAAGAAAAAAAAAAACCACAAAAUGAAAACGUGAAGCUGCUAUAAUCCCCAUCCUAAAAAACUGAAGAUCAGUGAACAGAAGUGACUCUAAAGCACACGGUUUCCUCAGCAGGCGGAUGGUGGAUGUGCAGCUUCACUGUGGACGGCAAAUAUUGCACUGAUUUUAGCUGAAAAGAGAAAAAAAAACAACAUUUAAGAAGCUUCUACCAGCAUAAACUGGGCCCAGAGUGUUUGGGCACAUGGACCUGAGCUACAGCAAACAGACUGUGGAGAGUCGUCUCCCAGGUUUGGUGACGUAAUGAUGCAGCGGGUUUGUUCCACUCUGUUUUCUAGACUUAACCUGACAGCAUGUAGCAUGAGCGUGAGUCCUGUGUACAGCUAACCGAAGCCAUGUUUAUCCACCACGUCAACUUUUAGCUUCUAGGGGUUCAAAAUCAAAGUAACUCGCACAAUAUUUAGUCGAAGUCGACUGACUGCAGGCAUGUUAACGCAGAGAGUAGAGCGUCGUCUGCGCACUCGACACUUGAAUUAAUGUAUUGUACAUAAAUAUAUAUUGAGAGUAUUUAGCUGAACAAAUAACUAAUAUAUAACUACUUACGUGACCUGCUGCGGAAAACAAAACAAACAAAAAAAACCACUUUUAAGCUAUGAGAAAUGAUAUGCAAAAAAAACUAAAAGAUCAUUUGUAGCCUUUAGCAUGAGCAGAUUAGAUUUUUAACGGGUAGCGAUGUACAUUUGAUCUGAGGUUGCUGCUUAUUUUAGAGGGUGUUCUGGGUGAGGUUUUAUUAGAGAUUGUAAAAAAAAAAGGAGAGAACUUAAAGGAACAAGUGUUGGAAAUGUGCUCGUUGGUUUUCUUUCUGGGAGGUAGAUGAGAUAAAUACCACUCUCAUGUUUGUAUGUGAAGCACAGAGAUGAAGUUAGCUUAGCAUAAAGACAAAAAGCAGAGGAAAGUAGCUGGAAUAAGUCCUAGAAAAGUUUUAAAAUCUACCUGUAAAGCUCAUAUAGGGACAUGGAUGCUGCACUGGAAUGUAAAUAACCGCAAUUUACAUUUUCUAACUUGGUGUCUUCCAUCUUCUCUGAUCUUUAUGUGCUUGAGAUCAAAGUUCCACCGUGAUAUCUCUGGAAAAUCAGAAUCAGAAUUCCUUCAUUUUUAUUUAAAGUAAAACUCUGAGGAGUCUAAGUUGGAGAUUAUAUUGUAAACUUUUAUUAAAUUGGUGGAAAAUCAGUGGAGUCAACUUCUGUGGUUUGAAAAAGAUGCAGAAUUUGAAGUAUUACAUUAAGAAAAGUUAAUAGAAACACUUAAAAAUUGAAAACAAUGCCCUCAAUUUAGCAAAAAUGUUUUCACAAAUGCUUACGGUAGUUUGUGACUUUUUCAAAUAAAGAGUUAAUGAGCUUCAUGGGAGAUGGAAAUAGCUUUUUAUAAAUAAGAUCUGAUGUAGCCAACAUUUGCCUCAACUCUUUGCCCUUUUUUUCGUUCUGUACAUCUCUAGGAGACAUGGAAACACUUGAGAAGCUGAAAUCACUAAAUAAUUUGAGUUACCAAAAUUUAUCCCUCUUAAUUGGGAAAUUUCCUAUCUUUCUGUGUAAAUGUAACCACCUAAAUGCAUCAAUUAGUCAAUUAUCGUAACUAAAACACAAAACUGCUUCAAAUUCACUUGAUGAUUAUAUGGAAAGGUGGCUUGUGUGGAUAAUUGGUACAUAAACGCACUAAAGUCUGUUAUCAAACUGUUUUGCUGAGGAAAAUGUUUAGACGAGCUGCUAGCUAACAAAAACUUUCUCCUUAAACUUCUGAAAGCAAAAGUCUAUCCAUGAUAAAAUAACAUGAUCACACCCAAAGUCAGUGUUUCAGAGUAUUUAAGGGUUGAUUCAGGUGACAUGAAUUAAAUUAUGUCUGCAAAUCUUUGAGAGUCCAUGUAAUUUUUUUCCUCAAAUUUGCAGCAAUUCAAAAUUCACUUGGCAAACAUCUGUAAACACGGUUUGUGAGAGCACAGAUGGUCUUUUGGAAAUAAUUAUCUUUCUGUGCACAUAAAUAGUUGGUUAAACCACGUCUUAAACUGCAAACUAUACGUCUCUGUUUUCGUUUACAGAUUAAACAAACUUUAUACAUGUUAAUCUAUGAGCUUUACAGGUAGAACUUCAGGCUAAAUGUGCUUAAAUGAGAGUGGUUUUUAUUUUACUCUUGUGAGAAAGAAGGAAAAAAUUUAACUUAAAUUUUACUCGAUUUAACUGAUGAUUUUAGUUGCACUGUUAUCGGCUUCUUCCUGAGGACUCUUUAAAUGUUCUUACACAUUAAAUCACUGUUAAAUGAUUAAGUUCUGAAUGUAGUUUGUUAUCGGUGAUAACGGCAGAUUAGAAUACAGUCUUUUACUGUAUUUACACAAGUUUAAGGGGAGAAAAACUCUUCUAACGGGAGGUUUUAUGAGCAACAUCGCAUCUUACAGCGGAGAAUUUUAAAUCUGCCGGCAUUUCUGACGAAUCGGACGAUUGUUACGAGGCUGCGACGAAAUUCUCCGAUCUGUUCAGCGAGGAAUGUUUACCAAAGCUCUGUCUGAUCAACACUGAUUUCCUGCUGAGAAACUUCCACACUUCCUCUGUUUGUUUGAAAAAGAAAAAAAACAGAACAGAGUGAAAGUUUGGACCCAGGCUGCAGACUGAACAUCUGCAGGUCCGUUUCACAUCAUCCAGCUGUUGGUGGGAGGAUAAUUUAAUUUAUUUUUGUCCAGUUUCUUCUAUUUAAACGUAUAUUUUAGCUUGUUUUUGCUGGGGGGGGAUUUUCGGGACCAGCUGUGUUGUACUGUAAGAAUCCAACUAAACCCCGAUCACUAAUAAAAACACACUUUAAUGCUUUACAGGCGUCUCUGUAGGCAGCUGUCCAGCAUUAAUACUGAAGAAUAGGAAUCAAAACGAGUUGAUAUUAAAGCAAUCUGACCAAAAACACGAAUCAAAAAUCAAAACCAAAUUAUUUAAACUGGUUAAAACGGUUUUAUCUGGAGUUUGGAGUGUACCAGGAAUAAUUAAACACACACAAAAAAAAACAGUUUAUACUCUAAAGAUGUAGUUUCAAACAUGGAGAAAAGGAUUAUUUACUUUUUUGUGUGUGUUAAAUCAAUACUAGAGGUCUAUAGUGUCUAAAAAAGACUUAAAUUAGACUUUUAGUGCUCAGUUUCCAUUUUAAAAUCCUUUAAAUUAUUUUAUUAUUGUUUGCUGUAAAAUGUCAAAGUGUGAAUCCAGGCAAUUCAAAUCCAGUUUUUGAUGAUAUAAAGCAAAGAAAAACAGCAAAUCUUCACACUUGAGAAGCUGAAAUCAGCGAAUAAUUUGGUUUAUUAAUGAGUUUUAACUCUUAAUUAGCAGCUUUCAUACGAUUUUAUGUAAAUUUAAUCACUUAAAUGCAUCAAUUAAUCAAUUAGCAGAAUUAAAACACGGAUUAUUCCUUGGGUACUAGAUGUUUAAAGUGUAGUUAUGAAAAUAAAUUGAAUUUUAUUCUUGAUUUUUACCUUAAAUUUUAAUUAUUUUUGAUUUGUCUGUUUAUUUUUGGCUGUAAAAUGUCAGAAAGUGUGAAUUCAAGCAAUUCAAAUUCAGUUCAUAUUGAUAUAAAGCAAAGAAAAACAGCAAAUCCUCACACUUGAGAAGCUAAAAUCACUAAAUAAUUCGAGUUACCACUAUUUAACACUCUUAAUUGGAAACUUUCACAUCUAUUUAAAAUGAAUCACUUAAAUGCUCCAAUUAAUCAAUUAUCAUAAUUAAGACACAUUUUUAAGACACAUUUUUCCAUUGGUACUAGAUGUCUAAAGUGUCUAUUUUUUUUUUUUAAAAGACUUUUAUUCUGGCUUUUCUAAUUUAAAAAUCCCUUAAAUUUUUAGUAUUUUUGAUUUGUCUGUUUAUUUUUGGCUAUAAAAUGUCAGAAAAUGUGAGUCCAAGCAAUUAAAAUCCAGUUUAUGUCAAUAUAAAGCAGAGAAAAACAGCAAAUCUUCACACUUCUGAAGCUGGAGUCAGUAAAUCAUUAUUGUUUUUAGCAAAGUUUAAUUCUUCUUUCUCAGCUUUCAAGUAUUUCUGGGUAAAUUUAAUCACUUAAAUGCAUCAAAUAAUCAGUUAUUAUAAUUAAGACACAUUAUUCCAUGGGUUCUCGAUUUCAAAAGUGUCUUCUGGGGUAUUUUUUUGUUUUAAUUUCAGAAAAUUCUGAGUCCAAACCUAAAAUAAUUCAGUUUAUAUUGAUAGAAAGCAAGAAAAACAGCAAAUCUUCACACUUGAGAAGCUAAAAUCAGUAAAUAAUUGGAGUUAUCUCUAUUUAACACUCUUAAUUAGCAACUUUCACACCUUUCUGGGUAAAUCUAAUCACUUAAAUGCACCAAUUAGUCAAUUAUUAUGAUUAAAACACAUUAUUAUAUUGGUACUAGAUGUCUAAAGUGUCUUUAUUUUUUUUUUUUUUUAAAGUAUUCCUGAUUUUCCCUUAAACUGAAAUUAUUUUUUACUUCUCUGUUUAUUUUUGGCUGUUAAAUGUCAGAAAAUGUCAGUCCAAGCAAUUAAAAUCCAGUUUAUAUCGAUAUAAAGAAAAACAGCAAAUCUUCACACGAGAAUCUGAAAUCACUAAAUAAUUCGAGUUAUCACUAUUUAACACUCUUAAUUGGGAACUUUCACAUCUUUCUAUUUAAACUGAAUCAUUUAAAUGCACCAAUUAGUCAAUUAUCAUGAUUAAAACACACAUUAUUCUAUCGGUACACUCAAGAUUCCAGUUGUAGUUCAAAUGAGAUCUAAGUUAUUACGUGUGCAAUCUUAUAUUUUUACCCAAGUUCUAAAGAUGAGACAGAAAUGUGAAUAUAACAAAGAGAACAGGUAGUUUUUAGCAGCCCAGGUGUCUUUUUAAUUUAUCAUCUUGUGUAUAUUUAGUUUGAUUUGCUUUGAGCAGAACUGUUUUCUAAUGAGAACCUUUUAGCUUUUCUUGGAGUGGGUAAGAUUCAAGAUUCUCCUGAAGCUGUUAAUAUUAGGGGCAAAAACCAAGUCAUGUAUAAAACAUACAGAUAUGUGGGUGGGGAUAUGGUGGAGAUGUUUAUUCUACAGAGGUGAAUAAAGUUUGUUUUUUUCUUUAAA